Messenger RNA from Heterocephalus glaber (naked mole-rat), 1721 nucleotides. It is a transcript of the gene Fibcd1, whose product is annotated as fibrinogen C domain containing 1. NCBI's taxonomy places the organism in Eukaryota, Metazoa, Chordata, Mammalia, Rodentia, Bathyergidae. The record is from RefSeq and is a predicted model, not a curated record.
GGAGCCCGCGCCCGCGCCCGCCUCGCCGCUCCCCGCCUCGCCGCCCGGAGAUGCUCUGACCCCGAGGACCAUGGGCGGCGCUUCCCAACUUGAGGACCGGCCGCGCGACAAGCCGCAGCGGCCGAGCUGCGGCUACAUCCUGUGCACGGUGCUGCUGUCCCUGGCUGUCCUGCUGGCCGUGGCCAUCACCAGUGCCAUGCUCUUCCUGAACCACGUCCACAUGGCGGGCACGGCGCCCCCACCCAUUGUGAGCACGGGGCCGGCGGGGCCCAACAGCGCGCUGGUCACCGUGGAGAGGGCCGACAGCUCACACCUCAGCAUCGUCAUCGACCCGCGCUGCCCCGACCUUGCCGACGGCUUCUCCCGCCUGGAGGGAGCCCAGGCCUCCGUGCUGCGGGCGCUGGCUGAGCACCGUGGCCAGCCGGUGCCGGAUGGAGCCCCAGAGAGGGAGCUGCUGGACACCAUGGCCGACCAGCUGGCCCGGCUGCUGGCCCGGGCCUCGGAGCUACAGGCCGAGUGCACCGGGCUGCGCAAGGGCCACGGCGUGCUGGGGCAGGGGCUCAGCGCGCUGCAGAGUGACCAGGGCCGCCUCAUCCAGCUUCUCUCCGAGAGCCAGGGCCACUUGGUGCACCUGGUGAACGCGGUUGGUGACAUCCUGGACGCCCUGCAGAGGGACCGGGGACUGGGCCGGCCACGCCUCAAGGCCGACCUCCAGCGGGUGCCAUCCAGGGGUGCCCGGCCGCGGGGCUGUGCCAAUGGCUCCCCGCCCCGAGACUGCCUGGACGUGCUCCUGAGCGGACAGCAGGACGAUGGCGUUUACUCCGUCUUCCCCACCCACUACCCCGCCGGCUUCCAGGUCUACUGUGACAUGCGCACUGACGGCGGCGGCUGGACGGUGUUCCAGCGCCGUGAGGACGGCUCCGUGAACUUCUUCCGGGGCUGGGACGCGUACCGGGAGGGCUUCGGAAAGCUCACGGGGGAACACUGGCUAGGGCUCAAGAGGAUCCAUGCGCUGACCACGCAGGCCGCCUACGAGCUGCACGUGGACCUGGAGGACUUCGACAACGGCACGGCGUUCGCCCGCUACAGGAGCUUCGGCGUGGGCUUGUUCUCCGUGGACCCCGAGGAGGACGGGUACCCGCUCACCGUGGCUGAGUACUCGGGCACCGCAGGCGACUCCCUCCUGAAGCACAGCGGCAUGAGGUUCACCACCAAGGACCGCGACAGCGACCACUCGGACAACAACUGCGCCGCCUUCUACCGCGGCGCCUGGUGGUACCGCAACUGCCACACGUCCAACCUCAACGGGCAGUACCUGCGCGGGGCGCACGCGUCCUACGCCGACGGCGUGGAGUGGUCCUCCUGGACCGGCUGGCAGUACUCGCUCAAGUUUGCCGAGAUGAAGAUCCGGCCGGUCCGAGAGGGCCUCUAGGCCGCCGCCCGCCCUGUCCCCACGCGUUGCCAGUCCCCGCCCGUGCGCGUGCGCGGCUGAGGCUCCCACUGCACGGCGAGCCCUCCCCGCCCACCCCACCCUCAGCCCGCGUGCCCGACACGGUGCCUCGUCUUGGCCAGCGCCGCCUGGCCCCGCUGCUCUGCCUCCCAAUCACCCGGCCUCAGCCCUGCUUCUCCCGCCUCUGGGGCCGGCGCAGAGGCCCCACUGUGAGAGCCUUUCGCUUUCCUGGGCUGAGGCGGAGCCACUUCCCCCUCCCCCUCCCCCUCCC